Messenger RNA from Gambusia affinis (western mosquitofish), 2098 nucleotides. RefSeq names its product brain enriched myelin associated protein 1 (gene bcas1). The record is from RefSeq and is a predicted model, not a curated record. The transcript is spliced from 15 exons. NCBI's taxonomy places the organism in Eukaryota, Metazoa, Chordata, Actinopteri, Cyprinodontiformes, Poeciliidae. Gene Ontology annotation, biological process: myelination. Bases 121 to 1710 code for a protein of 529 amino acids.
GCAAGACAGGAGGAGUGCAUCCAUCUCGCUGACAGGCAUAUAUUAUUUUUUUUCUUGGAGUCACUUGACCUACAGGAGUGUCACAAGAAGAACGGGUGGCAAACCCAGACUGGGACCAUCAUGGGAAACGAACAGUCAGCUCCUGAAGAAGUAACUGAGAAUGAGACAAUUCCAGAAAAACAUGAAAAUGGAUCAGUGAAUGGCAUCUCUGCAAGCAUCACACUCAAUGGAUUGGAGGCUGAUGUUAGGAGUGACGUCACAGUUCAUCAGAAUGGCAAGCUGCAGUCUCCAAAACUUGAGACGAAAGCUGAACCUGAUAAUGUGACAGCUGAACCUGAGCCAGAACCGGCUCCGGCUGAAAGCGUGUCAGACACCACCGACUCCCCACCAACCGACACAGAACAAGUCAAGAAACGCAAAGAGAAAAGUCAUGGUUUUGGAAAACUCUUCAAAAAGAAAGACCGUAAAGCGGACGAGAAAACUGAGGAUCAGGAAAAGGAAAAGAUCUCUGGUGAAGAGCAAGUGGAUGCAAGUCAGCUUCACAUUGAGCCUCAGCAGGAGACGGCAAACGUAAAGCAAGAGUCGGAACCUGUGACUGAGCCAGAGGUCGGAGCGACUACAGAGUCGAGUCCAGAGGAACAGACAGUUCCUGAAACCAAGAACGGAAACGAUCAGCCUGAAGAAAGCCGAGAGGAGAGCGAGCCUGAGGAGAAUCCAGUUAUGAACUUCUUCAAAACACUAGUUUCUCCCACAAAAACACCUAAGAAGGAAACAGCUGCUCCCGAUGCCGCAAAAGAUCAGUCCCAGAAGGAGACCGCACCUGCAGAACCCACCACUGUUGCACAGACAUCAGAACAGUCUGCAGCACCCAAAGGAAUGCCUGCUCCACCCCCGCCUCCCCCAGAGCCUCCGAGACUGGAGACCAAAGGAGAACCAGCUGCCAAAGCUGCAAAGCCGACACAAAAAGAAGAACCAAAAGCUUCUGCAAAAGAACCCGAGUCCGCAAAAGGAAAAUCAACAAAAGAUGCUCUGAGUAAAUUCUUCCGACCAAAGACUAUCAAGGAGGAAGCGCAAGCUAUUGAAGUAGAGGUACAGCCAGUUGUAGAAGUACAGGAGACAGCAGAGGAGGCACCAGAGCCUGUUGUAGAAGUGCAGGUUGAAUCUCAGCAAGCUGCUGUGGAAGUGGGCAAGCAAGCUGGAGACGAGGAGAAGGUGGAUCCUUCCAAAGCUGGCACUCUGGAGGCAGCAGCGAAGCCGGAACCGCCUCCACCUGUUCUGGAGGAAAAGAAGCUAACCUCCAAAUCAUCUUUCAUGUUUCUCUUCAAGCCCAAAGUACUGUUAGAUACCAUGACCACAAAAGUCCAAGCAGCCUCCACAAGUGGAGUUCGGCUCCUCAAGAAAUCAACUGGCCUGGCUGCUGACCCCAAAAAGACGACUCCAACCCCGCCCGCUCCCGCAGAGUCGCCUCAGCCUGCUAAAGCUAAGGAGGAACCUAAAACUGUGGCCAAGUCAGAGGCAGUUGUAGAUAGCAAACCGGCGGCAGCCGCCUCUCCGGCUGGAGACGAUGCAGCAAGUCAGCCCAAAAAACUGGAGAAGAGGAACUCCAUCCAGCUGUUCUUCAAAAAUCUGGGUCAGAAACGCCACUCUACAGAUGCUGGGGUCCAGACAGAACCAGCGACUGCUGCUACAGCAUCUGAGAAAACCAAAUGAACCCUUCAAGUUUCCCUGUACAGAACCCCCCCUGACUGUCCCCCUCCCCCUCUUUCUAGCUCUUGUCUUCAUGUCUGUCAUAUUUCGUCAUCAUAUUAACUACUUUUUUAGAUGUUGCAAUAUGAAAAGGAUUGCCUUUAAAAGGAUUCAGGAAAGAAUCGCAUGUGGAUAGAUGAAGAAAAAGAGAAAUGGUGUCUAUAAAAUACUCUACCCAACCUGCUAAAAUGCCAUGUUUACAGUGAUCUAAGAAACAUUUUUUUAAAAAUCAAACCAGUACAAAACACUUCAGAUCUUUUCCCACCUUUAACACUAACUCUAAGUUGUGCACCUCUGAUCAAAGACAAACCAAAGUAGCUUAAAGCAAAAUAAAAUAAAUAAUAAUAAUAAU